AUGAAGUCUUCGCUAAAUAAAACACCAAGGUUCAUCGAAGUGAGGAAUUUCCAGGUCUACGAAGGAAUGGUUCUUCUUUCACUUAUCAACACGAGGUUUAACAUCACGCUACGAAUACCAAAUAAACGAGCCAAUGUUUACGAACAGAUAUUAAUGGUUGAUUCUGUGUGGAACAAAUCCAUGCGGAUUGAUGUAAAAAGUUAUAUUAAACAACGUUGUGACGAAAGAAUGAAAAUUGAAGUGAAAUCUGGGUUAUCACCAAAAACAGCUCUCAGAAGACGACAUAACAACACUAUAAUCGAGACACUGGUAUUCUUGAUUGAUUUGGUUCUAGAAAUGGGAUACUUUGUGGAAACAACAGAGUGUGGAGGGAAAAAAGGAACACUGAAAGAAGAAUAUAUCAGAACUAUAUUUAAAAACAACAGUGUUGUGUUUAACGAAAAAAGUCUUUGUUUCUAUGGGAAAAGAAUUGGAGAUUAUGUGACUUCCCGUGAAGUCGUUUAUGGAUCAAUAAUGAUUCAUGAGAAUGAUAAGACUAUACAGAAUAUUAUUGUGUUGACCAAAUUGUGA
This is a messenger RNA of Entamoeba invadens IP1, 570 nucleotides long. RefSeq lists its product as hypothetical. NCBI's taxonomy places the organism in Eukaryota, Evosea, Mastigamoebida, Endamoebidae. Bases 1 to 570 code for a protein of 189 amino acids. The record is from RefSeq and is a predicted model, not a curated record. The transcript has a single exon.